AUGUGUUUUGGCAGUCGCAAAAGCGACAGCGGCGAGGCUCGCUCCCGCGAGCUCGACCGUAUGCUCCGGCAGGAUGAGCGCCGCAUGGCUAAGGAGGUCAAGCUCCUGCUUCUCGGCGCCGGAGAGUCGGGCAAAUCGACCAUUCUGAAACAGAUGAAGCUCAUCUACUCGCAAGGCUUCAGCAAAAGCGAGCGACUCGAUUGGAAACCGGUCGUAUUUAGCAACAUCGUACAGUCCUUCCGCACCAUCCACGAGGCAAUGUCGGAGCUCAACUACGAAUUUGACAACCCCGAUAACGAGAAGUAUAUGGCUUGCAUUCUUGUCGAACACGAGAUCAGCCCCGAAGAGACGCCACCACAAGAAUACCUCGAACCAAUCAAGAUCCUGUGGCAGGACAGCGGCGUGAAGAAAGCUAUUGCCAAGGGCAAUGAGUAUGCGCUCCAUGAUAAUCUUGCAUACUUUGUCGAAGACAUAGAUCGUAUCUGGGCCGAGGGCUACGUCCCCAACGAUCAAGAUCUCCUCCGCUCGCGACUACGAACCACGGGUAUCACAGAAACCAUAUUCGACCUCGGGCAACUAACAUACCGCAUGUUUGACGUCGGUGGUCAACGAUCCGAGCGGAAGAAGUGGAUACACUGCUUUGAAAACGUCAACUGCCUACUAUUCCUCGUCGCCAUUAGCGGUUAUGACCAGUGCCUGGUGGAGGACAAAGACGGGAACCAAAUGAACGAGGCGCUCAUGCUUUGGGAAUCGAUAGCCAACUCGCACUGGUUCACGCGGUCGUCCAUGAUUCUCUUCCUCAACAAGAUGGACCUCUUCCGUGAGAAGCUACCGCGCAGCCCCAUCAGCAAGUACGGCUUCACCGACUACCACGGUCCAACGGACGACUACAAGGCUGCCAGCAAAUAUUUUCUCGACAAGUUCAAGGCUUUGAGUCGCAACCCGGAAAAGGAAAUAUACGGUCAUUUCACCAACGCCACCGACACAAACCUGCUCAAGAUCACCAUGGGCUCGGUGCAAGAUAUGAUAAUACAACGCAACCUAAAGCAGUUAAUACUAUAA
Cordyceps fumosorosea ARSEF 2679 is the source of this 1062-nucleotide messenger RNA. Its product is annotated as guanine nucleotide-binding protein alpha-2 subunit. The transcript is spliced from 5 exons. The record is from RefSeq and is a predicted model, not a curated record. NCBI's taxonomy places the organism in Eukaryota, Fungi, Ascomycota, Sordariomycetes, Hypocreales, Cordycipitaceae. Gene Ontology annotation, cellular component: heterotrimeric G-protein complex. Gene Ontology annotation, molecular function: G protein-coupled receptor binding; GTP binding; GTPase activity. Gene Ontology annotation, biological process: G protein-coupled receptor signaling pathway. Bases 1 to 1062 code for a protein of 353 amino acids.